UGUUUGGAGCAACCUUCACUCCUACGAUAAGCUCUGUUGAUAUUUUUUAUUUCUUUCACCUAGUUCCACUAAGUUAUACGUCUGACGUGUCCUUGCGGACGCGUUUAAGGCAUUUCUUGUCCUCGCCAUGUCCAUUCAUUUUGCUUUCGUGACUCUCGUAACUUCAGAUUCCUAUCUCCCAGGUGCACUCGCCAUUUCGGGUGCCUUAAAGGAUGUGCACCAAAGUGAACCUCGUGAGGUCAAGUACGACACAGUGUGCAUGGUCACACCAGAAACCCUUGAUAUAACUACAAUCAAGCUACUCAGAAGGACAUACGAUAUUGUCAUUGGUGUUGAGGUGAUAGGCCAAUCCGAUCCUACUGGACUAAAUUUACUGGGACGCCCUGACCUUGAUACCGUCCUGACAAAACUACACGUAUUCCGCCUCGCGCAGUACUCCAAGGUGAUAUUCCUUGAUGCGGAUGUUCUCCCAUUGCGCCCCCUAUCCCACCUAUUCCACCUUGAUCACGAGUUCUCUGCGGCACCUGACGUAGGAUGGCCCGAUAUAUUCAACUCGGGUGUGAUGGUGCUCUCUCCUAGUGAAGAUAAGUUCGCGGAGCUUCAAGAGCUUCUGAAAACAAAUGGAAGCUGGGACGGCGGAGAUCAAGGUAUUUUGAAUGAGUGGAGGGGAGGUAACUGGAAUAGGCUUAGCUUCACUUACAACACGACUCCUACUGCUGCUUAUACGUAUGCCCCUGCAUAUGAACGGUUCGGUUCCCAGAUAUCAGUGGUGCAUUUCAUCGGACCUAAUAAGCCUUGGCACUCCAUUCCUUAUCGUGCCCCAGGAUCCUCCACCCACGUACCAUCAUCUCAGAUGGAACAACAGUCUACAAUGUCAGAGCCAGUAAAUCAACCUCAACAAGCCUACGACUAUGGUUCGCUCGUCGAUCGGUGGUACAGUGUUUAUGACAAGCACUUUCGAUCAAAACCCAUCUCACCGGAUCUCGGUGUUCCUGUCAGCAAAUACGUGUCUGCAUGGGAUGGUGAGGGGAAUUCCCCUGCGGCGGUAGAGACUACGGGAGCACCAAGUGGAGGUCCACUUGGCCUCGAUGUCUUACGCCGUUUGGCCCUUCAGGGCAUGGGUAUAAUGGGCUUCCGGUCUGGUGAUCGAUUGAAAGGAGAGGGCGAGUACAAGAGCAUGCCCCUUGAGGGGCGUUUGGAUCUUAUGAGACCACGCCCCGCAAAGCCUGAGGAUCAUGAUCUUCACCAGACUGCCCCUGAGCCUCCUGAUCCAAAUCUCAGCGAGGCAGUCGCCGAACCCACAACGCCUGUUCAACAAAUAGGUUCACUAUCAUUGGGUUCACCUGUAAGAUGGACUACGUUGCCAACUCCAAAUGUCGAUGAAGUGCCUCCUGCGCCACAAUCGCGCCUAUUAUCUCUCCCCCCGACACCUCUCCACUUUGUCACCUCGUCCUCCAAGUCAGCCGUGCGCUUAAAUCAACCAAAGUCGCCCCUUUCGUUGCAAGAACGAAGGAUCGAGCGAUCGCACCCUACUUCUCCGCCCCUUCUCUCAUGGGAUGCUACGAUCGAAGCGCCACCAAAGACCUUAACCACUCCUUCCGCAAUCCCAAGAGACACCUAUUUCCCGAAUAUCUGGGAUGAGUCUCCCUGUAGAAACAAAGAUCCCGGGUCAUCAUCAAGGUCUUCCUCGAGCAUGUCCUCUGAGACAGAUGCAACAAGUACGGAAGUUAGCCUGGUCCAAGGAGACCCAUCGCCCCAAACACUCUUCAGCCCACCACCUGUACCUGAGAUUCCUCAGAUGCUACUCCAGCUAGGGCACUACCGCAAUGUCACUGGGCCUGCCACCGAGGGUGGCGUUGCGCCACCUACCCCCGACCUUACCAAGGUCAAGCGUGUCUUCCCUUGGGAGGAGCGCCCUCGUGUUACUCCUACACGUGUAUUCCCAGAGGGCGAGCCCCGCCCACAAGGGUCAAUGUUUUUUCAGUCCCCGUCUCGCCUCUCGUUUCCAUCCACUCCUGAGCGCAAGUUGAGCCGGGAGUUUGGAGCACACCAGCCAAUGCCUUCGCCAUUAGCAGGUUUCCCAUCAUUGACAUCUGGAAACAUGUGGGAUGGCGUUCCUGGUAUCCACAAGUUUGCUUCGAAGCUUGCGCGCCCUCCAGGGCACACUCCCUUAGCAACCGCAUUCGAAAACCCAAAGAAACCCUGGGAGGAAAAGUCAGAAGCUAGCAGUCACGAUGGUGAUGAUGAGAUGGACUCGGAUGAGGACGAAGGCAAGCGAACAGUAACAGAGGUACGAUCUCGCAGUUCUAGCAUCGCAACCACAAAACAGAAAUACCGAUCAUUUGGAGUGCAGACGGACGCGAAGGAAAUGUGCACCCAAAGUGUGCAGGUUUCUUCGGAGGAGGAUAUCGCUGUAAAGCGGCCGCUGAAAGCGCGCACGCACAGCGGAUCUAUGAAGAAGCACUGGCACCCUUCAUCAAGUCUCAGGGUGUUGCCACCUGUGAUGAAUGUUGCCGCGGGUGCUGAACCAAGCGGCUUGUUGUCCCCUGCUGUUUCGCGGGUAUCAACACCGCGAUCUUCCGUUUCUCCAGUGAUGAUGAGUUCUCGGGAGACCCUUUUACCUUCGCAGAUACCGGGACAGUCUGGCGGAACAACGCCGAGAGCAGAUAGGAGUACGACUCCGAGUCCACUGUCGUCCCCUUCUCAACUAUUUUCCAGUCAAUCACCAACUUCAUCGUCUCUAGGUCCAGCAUCACCAGCAGAAAAGUCUCCUGGUACUCCCUCUCGAGCAUCUCGUGUCUGGGAUCCUGCUCGAGGAGUGGAACUCUUCAAACGUGGCUCGGAAGAUGUGCUUGCUCGAUUCUUGAAGCUCAGCUCACGAGAGGAGCCCACACGUCGGAUUUAACGAGUUUUACGUAUUUCCUUAUCAGCUUCUCUUUUCAUGUUCCUGAUUACAGAAUCUCUUUUUUUGUUUUUCUCCUGUACGAUUACGUGAAGUGCAUCUGCAUGUAUAUACCCGCAACCAUUCUCGCAACGAACUUGAUUUCUCUUUCAUUAUAAUGGAUAUCCAUACCAUGUUGUGUUCA
Molecule: messenger RNA, 3086 nt
Organism: Suillus discolor
Lineage: Eukaryota; Fungi; Basidiomycota; Agaricomycetes; Boletales; Suillaceae
Product: glycosyltransferase family 8 protein
Exons: 3
Coding region: 128-2905 (925 amino acids)
Cellular component (GO): cytoplasm
Molecular function (GO): glycosyltransferase activity
Source: RefSeq, a predicted model, not a curated record